This is a messenger RNA of Dermacentor andersoni, 6537 nucleotides long. RefSeq names its product latrophilin Cirl-like. Gene Ontology annotation, molecular function: carbohydrate binding; G protein-coupled receptor activity. The record is from RefSeq and is a predicted model, not a curated record. Gene Ontology annotation, biological process: cell surface receptor signaling pathway; G protein-coupled receptor signaling pathway. Gene Ontology annotation, cellular component: plasma membrane. Lineage: Eukaryota; Metazoa; Arthropoda; Arachnida; Ixodida; Ixodidae.
GCGUCACUCUGUGUCCGGCGAUGUUGGCAUCAGCUGAGCCCCGGAGUACCGAACGGGCGUUCGAAACGCGCGCUCGCGACCCGGAGUCCGCGCCCCAGUGACACUCAUUGGCGCUGCCGCUGACGUCGUCUGCUGUGCCGUGCGCCAAACGUGUUAGCUCUUCUGACCCGAGAACAGACGAUAGAGACCGUCGUAGUCGUUUGCCGCGCCGUGCCACGCGCUUCUGCUGGUCUGCGAGUUUCUCUAUGAAACAGGAGCAGACGACGGCCUGAACUGUCGUGGUCGUCUGGCCACGGAGCACCACCUGUUCCGUUUGGGCCGUCGCUGUCGUCUGCUGCGCCGUGACACGUGUUGCUUGCUGUGUCAGUUCCUCACUUGAACCGAAACAGUCGAAAACCUGAACCGUCGUUCCUCAUCUACCACGGAGCUCUGCGUGCGCAUCUGCUCCGCCCGCAUCCCUCGCUCCGGAACAGACGACGACGCCCAGAAGCGUGCGCGCCACGUGCUUCUUGGAAAGUCGUGCUCGCUGCUGAAAACGAAGCUACCAACUGCCGAGUAACGACGUCGCGGCGCAAAGAUCCACGAGGUCCUUUGAUAAUCGAGUCGCACUUUUUCGAUAAAUCACUUGUCAAAUACUUCUAUUUUCCCGCCUGUGAGACCGCUUCCCUGUGUUUGUCCGCCUUCUUCGGUCGGCUGUGCUUGUCCGCGUGAUUGAGCGGCCUCCGCCUAUCGAGUUCUUUCGCGACCUUCGGAAGUGUGUUGUUUCUACAUCCAAAACUCGGGCGGAAUUAAGUGCGAACACGUGUUCCAGAGACGUGCUUGCGGAUCGACAGAGACAAUCCUUGGCCUGCCGUUAAAGACUGGAAUGAUCCCGGCUUCGGCGUGCCACCGCUCCUGAACCUUCCGAGACCGCCGGGCGUAUAGCCAAGACCCUCUACCCACAUUUUUCGAUUUGUGUUUUUCGUGGAUGAACGGCCACCGUAUUCUUCGUUGCGACUGCGUCAUGACUCUUCUGCUGUGAAGUUUUCCCGGACUAGACUGGCAGCGUCGACCCCAGGGGUCGGCGGGAGCCCAGCGAUGGCUCGAGGAGGAGGAGGUGCCCGCCCCACGUCGGCAUCGGCUGCGGCUUCGGCUUCGACGCGUUGGAUACCGCCGCUUCGUCUUCCACUACUGCGGGCUUUCGUUCUUCUCGGCCUAGCGACACUGACGUCUUCGGCCAGGCGUGGUGUUUCCCUACCCAACUAUUCAAUAAGGCCACCCCAGUUGGGCAGAGAGCGCAUCCGCUACACGACCGAGUACACGUGCGAAGGGCGCGAGCUGAACAUAUCGUGCCCGGACAACUACCAGAUCCACCUGGUACGCGCCAACUACGGCCGGCUCAGCAUCGGCAUCUGCAACGACUUCGGUCGGCUCGACUGGAGCGUCAACUGCAUGUCCUACAAGUCGUUCCUCAUCAUGCAGGACAGGUGCGCACACAAGUCAAGCUGCGGUACGCACGUGUCCAGCAGUCUCUUCGGGGAUCCUUGUCCCGGUACUCUCAAGUACCUGGAGAUGCAGUACCACUGCGUACUCGCCACCGCGGCACCAACGCCAUCUGGAGGCGCCAAGGAGCGCCCGAGGCCGCCGCUCCACGGACCCGCGGUGACGAACGGCACCUCGCACCCGCAGCAGCUGGGACCGCGAGACCGCCCCACCGCGGGGACGCCCGAUCUCGACGUCCCCAACAUCCACAGGUCCAAGCAGGACGGGUACGGCCCUGCGGCUACGUCGAGGCGCCCCGCGCCGAGUACGACGACUCCCACCACGACGACCACGACGACGACCACCACCACCACGACGUCGACCCCUGCGCCGACGACGUCGCGCCCGACGUCGACCACAGCGUCGCCGAUGCGACCCGACGUCGGGGGAGAGGACCUGAGGCCCGUGCCGGACAUGCGCGACUUCAACAGGAACCGCUACCCGACGCCGGACUCGAGGCCGCCCUGGCACGAACUCACGCCGUUCGCCACGGGAGAGCCAGGUGGCGCUGUAGCCGCGAUCACGGAGGACCCAUUGUUCGAGGCGACCCCUGGCGGCGGCGGCGCCGAGGAGUACUGCGCGCCCACCACCUCCCGGGAGCUCUCGUGGAACUGGACCAGAGCUGGAAACACGGCUGUGCAAAAGUGUCCCGGCGGAGCCACCGGUGUGGCGAAGUGGAAGUGCAGUCACGCCGGUCUUCGCUGGGUUCCGGACAAACCGGACCUUCGCCUCUGCCGAUCCCUCUGGGUGGAGAACCUUCGCGAGCGGCUGGAGAGCGGCGAGUCGAUCAUCAGCGUGGCAAUCGACCUGUCGCUGAUGACGCAGACCAAGUGGUUGUUCAGCCAGGACGUCAAGCACAUCGCGGCUAUUGUGCAGCAGAUGCUCUCCAAGGCCGUCAGCAGCAUGGAGACAUUCCUGGAUGCCUGGCACAGGGAGCAAGUCUUCAAGGAACUGCUAGACGCCAUCUCUGAAACAGCCAGCAACCUGCUGGAACUGAAGCAGAGGCCAGCGUGGCAGGACCUGAGCUCCGCUGACCAGAAGCAAGUGCUGACCAUGCUCAUGGCAGCCCUGGAAGAGAGUGCUCUGCUCCUGGCUGAGUCAUUCUCGAGCGAGUCAUUCUUUCCCGUCGUCAAGUCUAACAUACUUCUAUCUGUAAAGGUCAUCGACUCUCGAUGGACAAUGAACAUCCAGUUUCCGUCAGUAAGCGAGACUCAAAGCUUGCAGUGGUCCGGCAUGCAAGAUUCGGUUCUUCUACCUGUGGAGUCCAUAGCACAGUUCUCAAAACACGGUCUCGGCAAAGUUGUGUUCAUCGCGUACAAUGGUGUCGAAGAUUUCUUGAGGCCAGAGCCAAUGGUGAGGCAAGGGAUGGAUAGCUACAUCAGUGACGAUGGAUACAGCGAACAGCCGAAUGUCGUCUUCAACCCCGGCACGCAUGUCGUAAAUUCACGAGUAGUUGCUGCCUCCGUGGGUCGCCAUCGCAACAGCCACCUUCCGCAGCCAAUAACUGUCACCCUGAAACACCUACAGGAAAACAACGUCAGCAACCCUCAGUGUGUCUUCUGGAACUACGACAUGCAGACAUGGUCCACCGAAGGCUGCUGGGUGCACUUUUACAAUACAACGCACACAACCUGCGCUUGUGACCACCUCACAAACUUUGCCGUCCUCAUGGAAGUGCAGCCAGUACAGGCAUACAGUACAAAUCCCAGGACACUGAAAGUCAUAACCACAGUUGGAUGUGUCCUGGCAAGCCUUUUUCUUCUGGUGACCAUCAUACUUCUUCACAUAUUAAGCUUCAGAAAGAACGACCGGCUCUGGAUUCACAGAAACCUCACCCUGUGCUUGCUCAUCUCCGAGUUCGUCUUCAUCGGUGGCAUCAGCCAGACUCACCUGCCCAUCCUGUGCGGGGUUGUGGCCGGGCUUCUCCACUAUUUCCUGCUGGUUGCAUUUGCCUGGAUGUUCCUUGAGGGCUUCCAGAUCUACACAGUCCUCAUGGAGCCCAUGGAUGGCCACCGGUCCCGGCUCUGGUGGUUCUGCAGCCUGGCAUACAUCGCACCUGCCGUCAUCGUUUCCAUCGCGGCCAUCAUUGAUCCCUACAGCUUUGGCACCUCCAGCUACUGCUGGCUGGAGUCGCAGAACUACUUCAUCUUCAGCUUCGUGGGGCCCUGUGUGGGGGUUGUGUUUGGCUGUGUGAUCUUCCUCUGCAUCUCGGCCUGUGUCCUGUGCCAUCAAGGGAGCACCACGACAGCAGUCAAGUGCAAAGAAGAAGCCAAACUUCGGAGAGUUCGAAGUGACAUAUGGUGGGCUGUCUUUCUGGUGGCAAUCAUGUCCCUGGCCUGGGGCUCCGGCAUCCUCUAUGUCGUCAAGUACACGGCCAUGUUUGCAUAUUUAUUCUGCAUCUUCAACAGUCUGCAAGGAGCCUACGUGCUCUUCUUCUGCUGCUGGAAGAACGAAGUGGUGCAAGAGGAAGUGCAGCGGGUCUUGAAAGAUGUGCCCUGGCUUCCCGAGUGCCUGCGGCGUUCUUCCGGGAACGAAGACGCCCCCUCGCCGCACGUGCUGUCCAAUGGCACUGCAGCUCAGCUCAGUGUUGUCCAGCAGUCUUGGAACUCACAGGACAAAAAUUCUACAGUUACCCCAAAGUUCACCAUACCAGGUCACCAAUCUAUGGACAGGGUCAGCAACAACCGCAGCCUAGCACUCGCUUCUCCCGGUGCUAACAACAGGAUGCUGGAGGAAGGGCAGAACAAUAUCAAUGCCCUUAGCCAAGUCUCUGGCGGCACGCUGCACCGCAGUUCGGCCAGCAACAACAUCAGUGCCAUCAACAGCCCUGAACAGCAGCAACCGCCCUCACAGCACCACUCCAACAAGCUCCAGCGGACCCCAAGCCACAUGAAGAGCGGCCAAGCGGCCCAGGACGGACCCCAUCACCGAACUUGGGCUCACAGCCGGAGGCCGGGACACUACUCGGAUUCGUCGAGCGUCUACAGUGCGUUUGCGGACCACAUCUAUGAGUCCAUCGACGGUGAUGCCUCCUCAGUCGAUCGCCUGUCCGACGUCCCGCCACCACCUGCGCCUCCCCAAUCCGAGGCGUUCUAUGGAGACCUGUCCGACAUGAGCCAGCACUCCUCUUCCAGCUACGGCUACGACCAGCGGCCCUUGCUCGUUACGCCACUGCCGGGCAAGUACCAGGCCACACCCCUGGCACACGUCAUGCAGGGCUUUGCCAGGGACUACGCCACGUCUUCGCCAGAGAUGCCGCGCUAUGGCACGGAGCAGCAGAGGCACUAUGGCUCAGGCCGACGCAAGCACGACAUCGUCGGCUUCAAUGGGCCUCCUUACUCGCCCAAGAUGCUGUACGAGGCUGCCCUGGCGCAGAGGCUAGAAGAUGCCCCAACAAACUUCUCCUCAGAUUCGGGCAUGGUCGCCGACAGCGAGGAUUGCUGGGGCGCAUCACCUACGCUGCCGGACUUGUUGCACGGCCCCGUGGAGAGCAACCCUGUGGUGAUGGCGGUGUUGGACGGUGAAAAAGUGGUGAGCAGGAUUCGUCCGGACGCCAUGAUGACGGCACCAUCGGAUCCGAGAUUGCAACAGCAGCAGCAGUCUCAGCACCAGCAGCGAUACAACCUCAGCACGUACUGCUAACCGGAGUAGUGUGUGUGUGAUUGGCACGUGCGUGUGCUUGUGGGCAGUGCGCGUGUUCUUUUCUUCUUUUUUUCCCUGCUUAGAAAUUCACGUCGCAUAGGACUUUUAAGAAGCAAUCGUGUACUUAACUGAAAUGGACUGGCACUUGCGAGGGACGGAUUGUGUGUGUUCCCCAGUCCGUCUACCCGUCCACGAGAGAACUUUCUUUGCAUGUCUCGGAGGAAAGCAGGUAUAGAAGGGAGACCGGUUCUUUGAAUCCUAAGCAUCUAGUCGUCGAACACAAGAGUGGAGGGGGAAGUGCUAGUCGCUGGCGAGAGCAGACUUGGUACAGCCAUUCAUGCUUACCGCCCGUGAUCAGAGAAAGAGCAUGAACGUCUCUCGACUCCUUAAUUUAAGAAAAAAAAAAUGACGAGAGACUGAACGGUGCUUUUCGCUAAGAAGCCAGGUCUAAUCGACGGCUUUGUACAUUUUUUUAUUAUUGCUGUAAGUACAAUGUAAAUCUAGACAUUUGCGCCUGUAUUUAAAUGUCCUUGUUUCAUGUUGUCUUCUUUUUCAAAUUCCUCUUGGAGAAUGUUGCAAGUGAACCCAGGAGAAGAGCAGGCUGGUUGUUUUUGUCAGUGUCCUGUAAAUAAGGCGUGUGAGAGCUAUUUUCGCAGUUUCGUAAGUCACCCGCUGCUAUAAGCAAAGCGUCACCAAAUCACCAACAGUGCUGUACAUAGUAUAACGGAACAAACAUUGGUUGCACAAACUCUAUUUUCUUGCUGCCACUUUGGUCCUUGCGCACGCCAAGCUUGUCAUCCGUGACCAGUUCAAUUUUACUCUUGCUGAUUGUAAACAAGAUCUGCUGCAAAAAUCAGAACUGCAAGCAGAGAGAAAAAAAAAAAGACAGACUCAAGCUUGGCAUAGGCAGCAUUCGUGUCAUUUUUUUCUUAUCACAGUGUGCUGUCACCUUUCAUGUCUUGAAUAGCACCCCCAUUGAUACAUUCCUGUAACCAUCUCAAAUUUGAAGCACGCUAGCAAUUUACAGCAGCCUAUGCCUUAGAAUAUCAAUUAAAGUCUCUAUUUCCUGUGUGAGGCUGCAGAGAUGUUGCAGCUAUUCUGUGAUCCCAAUCAUUGCCUAAGUUAUCCAGAGAAAGGACAAUGUGUGUCUCUGCGUUAAGGAGAGGUUUCGAGCGAUUCGAGACUGCCGGAAGCUGUUAUUAAUUUAAGACGUUAGAAGUUCUUGCCUACGGCGGCUCUGGUAUCGUGGCUCGAACAAAUAGUGGUCAUUUACCGGCAGCAUAGAAGGCUGAGUGAAGUUGAAAGGUCUGUGGCCUUUCUAGCACUUGUUGUACAGAAGUGUGCCAAAUAAAAAAAAAUGUUUGAAAUCUUGCA